Molecule: messenger RNA, 3455 nt
Organism: Nematostella vectensis (starlet sea anemone)
Lineage: Eukaryota; Metazoa; Cnidaria; Anthozoa; Actiniaria; Edwardsiidae
Product: nonsense-mediated mRNA decay factor SMG7
Exons: 25
Coding region: 65-2275 (736 amino acids)
Biological process (GO): nuclear-transcribed mRNA catabolic process, nonsense-mediated decay
Cellular component (GO): telomerase holoenzyme complex
Molecular function (GO): telomeric repeat DNA binding; protein binding; telomerase RNA binding
Source: RefSeq, a predicted model, not a curated record
AUCCGCGAUGCUGCCUUGUAAAAGUCGGCGGUUUUCCCCAUUUCAGUAACAACAUGAAUCCAAGAUGGCGCCCAUUGGCAGCCAAACCGCUCAAGUUUUAAGACAAGCGGAAACUAUUCGUGCAGGCCUUAAAAGUACAUCUGAGGAUUUCAAUGUUGGUAGUGCGGGAUGGUCAUCAAGGCAGAUGCUCCAAGACCUGUACAAGAGGAUCCUGUUGAAUGACCUUGAACUUGCUCUGGAUAAGAAAAUAGAGCAAGACUUGUGGAAUAGUGCCUUCAAGAGUCAGAUUGAUUUCUUGAGAGAAAAAGCUAGGGACAAAAAGUGCACAAGUAAGAAUGAAGUUCAAGCUGUUCUCACUCUUUUCCUGGAAACUGCCAGUGGUUUCUAUAUCCAGCUUUUGCAGGAGUUGUGUAUGACAUAUGACCUGGAUCUACCUGGGCAUGCACGGUCGUCACAUCUUGGGCUUCUUGAUGAUGGAGAUGUUAACAGCUCGUCCAAGCGUCCACACACCCAGUCUUGUUACUAUGUGUGCCAGGACUGCCUGGUUCAUCUUGGAGACAUUGCUCGCUAUUGUGACGAUGCCACGCAAGCUGAGGUGUUCUACCGUCAUGCACUUUUGCUCGUGCCAUCAAAUGGUCAGCCAUACAACCAGCUUGCAAUCCUGGCCAGUGCCCGCGGUGAUCACCUAGGAACGGUUUACUUUUAUUGUCGAAGCAUUGCAGUGAAGAACCAAUUUCCGGCGGCUUCUACCAACCUGCACAAGACGUUCAACAAGAUCUCCUCUUGCCACAAUACGCACAGUUCGUCUUUGUCCAUGGGUGCAAUUUCCAAGGCGGAGUUUAUUCACCUGUUUCUGCAAUUUCAUAGUGCCAUCUACCUCGUACAAGACUUGAGUGAGGCGAAAAAGCUGCAAAUUCGUUUGGUAGAAGAAUUCAAGGUCGUCCUUCGACAGAAUCUUUUAUCAUCCGGGGAGCUUGUCCGCCUGCUUACCAUCUGCCUCUUCACGCUUUUCCACAUCCGUACGGGUGGGGCUGAGGAACUGGAGGAGUUUGACUGUAUAAGCAAGGACGAAGAGGAGAGUUGGAUCAUGGGACUUGAGCUUACAGUGGAGAUGUUCAUCGCGUCCGUAUGCUGGGCCAUUGACCACCUUCAGGAGGAUGACCAGCCACGGGACAAUUCCCUCCUAACCCUACCCCUGAUAAGUGUGUUUUGUCAAUGGGUAGCUGCUAAUGCAAGCUCUCUGUGGCGGGAAGACCUCGUCAAGGAGGAACGAGUUUGGAGCAAUUUUGCGUCUCUCCUGAACCUGCUGCCUGCGAAAUUAAACUUCAACCCUGAAACCUGUGAUAUUCCAUUGAAAGAGGACUGGGAACUGCAUAGCUUUCUUCCCUUGAGAUCGGCACACAGGAAACUGAGCUUCACUAUUCAUAAGUCGAAAGUAGAGGAUGAAAUGGCACACAGGAUAAACCGGUUAAUCAAGUUUGGAACCCGUCUGGCUAGUAACUUUCCAAGGGUUCUCUCUAAAGUGGAAGAUCUCUCGACGGGUCUGGCGCAUUUCUCACUUCGCACCGACUCCUCUAGUCCUGACAAUGAGGUUAGGGAACAAAUUGUUGCUUGUGAAAUCAAGUCGCCCCAAUCUCCGCACGACCUGGACCUCGAUCUGAUGGGUCCAAAGCUCCUCCCGUCCUCACCCCUAUCGCAUCAGAAAUCCUCAUCGCCAACUCCCUUUGCCGAGACCAGCUCCCUGUUCAAUAGCUGCAGUGAUGGCGUGGCAGGUGGUGUCCAGGAACACCAGCCUGUCACAGGCCCGUCACCAGUAGCGCAGUACUCUCUUUUCCAGUCAGGAUGGCGAGCCCCCCUCGCCUCAGCCCUCCACGGUGGGGUACCAGGUGCCCCGACGCUUGUUCCUAUACAAAGACCUGCACUAUCAGUCCCUUCACCCACAGGACGAGUACCUCACUUGGACCAGAUCCCACACGUGCCCAACGGCCCGAGCUCCCUUCCCAGCAGCCCAGGAGAGCCCCUCAUCUCUAGGGGCACGGUUCCAGGUCUUCCCAUGAGUGCUUCUCCAGGCCCUCUCGGCGGAUUUGGGCUGAGUGGUGGGUGGGGUUCUGGUGUCUGGGGCCCAGUACCCAGUACGAGCGUGCCCAUCGUGAACAACAAUCCACCACCACCACCAACACAGGCGAUCUGGGGGUCUGACUUCUCGGCCCAGGGCCUCUCGCCCCUUCAGCAGCUUCUACAAGAGCAGCAGAAGCUGAACCAAAAUGGCACGUGAGGGGGUGGGGUUAGGAGCUGCCACGGUGAGGUGAUGAUGAGAAUGGUAUGUUACCAUAGAUACAGUCUCUGGACCAACAAGGUCUAACCAGUGCGCAUGAUCAACAAGAACACCGCUGGUCACAAAGCAACAUCGAUAACAGUGCAUGCAGGCUACCGCUGGUCACCAUAUUGCGGGCAUUUAGCGUCUAAUGCUUUGGAGUUAAGGGGAGUUUCUACCCUUGUUUGAUAUUUUAGGAACAAACAUUAGGGUUCAUUUCACCCUCGAUAGGCAGGUUGCGAGUAGUAUAAACUCGGCACUCUUAUAAGGUUUAUCAGUUAAAGUGAUGGACGUAAAGUUAGGGUUUGGGGGUUUAAAGUGGCUGACUCAUUCUUCCCAUAAUGCAAUGACAUAAUCUUAAGAUAAGUGAGCGUUCGGGGUGAAGGGGCAGCUGACUAUAGCUAUUGUGUGGGGUUGAACACACAAUACCACAGUUUCUAACACACUACCACAGUCUCUAUAUGUGCACGUUUCUAUAAGCAUGUGUGCAUGAUUCCAUAAGUACUUAACCACUCCGUGAAAUCACGAAUGAUCAGAAUUUGAGAGGUGAACUCGAGGUAUCAGUUUACGUAUCUGGAAAGGUUCUUUAGGGGCCAACAAGCUAGGAAAACUGGGAUAUUCUCAACCGUUCACAGCAUUCUGUUUACCCUCUAGUUGCUUACCAAAAGCUAGGGGAAACGACUUAAAGAGCCCUCAGCCACACAUUUGUUAUUGCUUGUAUUCACUACUUCAUACAAAUUGUAAAGAAAUCUCGAAACAAAGAUUUACGAUUUUAAUAAAUCCAAACGAUUGGAUUUGGGUACAUUUGGCAUUUUACCAGCAUGACAUUGUGAAAGCUGACGGUGGCUCAAAUAAUCAGAUGUCGGUGAAGGGUAUAUGUGACUUACACUCUAAGUCAGCGUUUAUUCUAACCAGUUUGAUUAUUGUUACGAAAAUUGGUUAAGAGUACACGAAUUGCAUGAAUGUGGCAACAAAGAAUUUCACAAGCAUUUGUACUUUAUUAUCGGUUAUUUCCCGGUAAAAUUUACAUUACAUAUGCACCUUACAACUAAGUGUAACUUAAGGCUUGAUCUGAUCAUGGGUUACUUCUAGAUACGAAAUGUAAGUCUAACAUCAAAAAAAAUAAACUUUGACCAACCUA